AGUCUAAUCAUCGGCGUGUGUGUGAGUGUGUGUGCCAACGCGUUGCGUGAGUGCGUGUGUUGCUCACAAAUACAAAAUACAAGUGAUAUAAGAAAAGUACAAAAGAGCUCGAUUACAAUACGCGACUCCAAUCUGCCGCCGCAGACAAAGGAUAGUUAAGAAACGCAAAUACAGUCACGACUCGACGAUGUCAACCGGAAGACCCAUAAAAUGUGUCGUCGUUGGUGACGGUACCGUCGGAAAGACUUGCAUGCUAAUCUCCUACACGACAGACAGUUUUCCCGGUGAAUAUGUGCCUACAGUCUUCGAUAACUACUCUGCACCCAUGCAAGUGGACACAAUACAAGUGUCGCUGGGUCUAUGGGAUACAGCCGGCCAGGAGGACUACGAUCGCCUGAGGCCGCUCUCCUAUCCACAGACAGAUGUAUUCCUGAUAUGCUACAGCGUUGCGAGUCCCUCAUCGUUUGAAAACGUCACCUCUAAAUGGUAUCCGGAGAUCAAACACCAUUGUCCCGAUGCGCCCAUCAUCUUAGUGGGCACUAAAAUCGAUUUGCGUGACGAUCGCGAAACGUUGAGCGGGCUGGCCGAGCAGGGCUUGACGCCGCUUAAGCGCGAACAAGGUCAGAAGCUGGCAAAUAAAAUACGCGCUGUUAAAUAUAUGGAAUGCUCCGCCUUAACGCAGCGCGGCCUCAAGCAGGUGUUCGAGGAGGCGGUGCGCGCGGUGCUGAGACCAGAGCCAUUAAAGCGACGCCAGCGAAAGUGUUUAGUUAUGUAAAUAAGCAACGAGGAAACCGACUGCGGAGAAUACUCAGCAGAGGGGAAGCGUAAACAGUGAGACAAAGAGACGGAGAACCAGAGAAUAAAAACAUGAAGCGACCCUCAUCUCUAACUAAGCGUGAACAAAUCAACAAUCAGCUGACGAACAAGAAGAGAGAAGAACUUGAUUCAUUGAGCAUUAUCAUUUCCUUUAACAUAAGCAAAUAGUUUUGAUUCUGUUUAGGUUGAAAAUUUGAUUUAGAUCAUCCAUUUGAAAAUCGCAUGGCACAAUAUUAACAAAAUGAGAAACAAAUAACAAGAAAUCCCUCCUUAUUAGAACUAAAGUGUAACAAGAUGAAAGCAGCAGUUAAACCAUAUAUAAUCCAUAUUGAAAUCUAGUCAAUUGAAUCGAAUCGAAUGUAUUAAAUAACAGCAGCAGCAACAAAUUAUAACGAAUUGAACUAAACAUAAACAUAAAGGAAACUUUGGUUUCGCAUAUCAGAGAAUAUUUAAGGAAUUCCUAUUUUGUUUGUUUUUUAUCAAAUGUAUUAUAAUUAUAAAGUAGCCCGGCGUUUCCUAGUUUUACACAAUAACCAAAAUACUUGACGAUGAGCUCUAAGAGAAACAAAUACGUGGAAAUGAAACAAACAAGAUGAAAUGAAACAAAAAACUCGUUUAUACGAUAUUUUAGCUUAAAAAAAAAGCAUUUUUCUACUAUUUGUAAUAAUCUUAAUUAAUUAAUGCUCUUUUGAAACUUGUAACAACUGUUGUUUAUUUUAAUUUAUAAUAACUUAUUUAUUGUCCCUAACUUAAAUAAUGCAAUGUAAAAACAGAAACAAAAAACAAAAAAAAAAAAAAAAAGGAUAGCGAAAAUGUGUAAAUGGAAAAGGCAAAAACUGCAUUUAAAUGUGACUUGACUCGAAUCAAAAAAACAA
Molecule: messenger RNA, 1691 nt
Organism: Drosophila navojoa
Lineage: Eukaryota; Metazoa; Arthropoda; Insecta; Diptera; Drosophilidae
Gene: Mtl
Product: Rac family small GTPase Mtl
Biological process (GO): small GTPase-mediated signal transduction
Molecular function (GO): GTP binding; GTPase activity
Source: RefSeq, a predicted model, not a curated record